Messenger RNA from Ochotona curzoniae (black-lipped pika), 2892 nucleotides. It is a transcript of the gene ZNF362, whose product is annotated as zinc finger protein 362. Gene Ontology annotation, cellular component: nucleus. Gene Ontology annotation, molecular function: DNA-binding transcription factor activity, RNA polymerase II-specific; RNA polymerase II cis-regulatory region sequence-specific DNA binding. Gene Ontology annotation, biological process: regulation of transcription by RNA polymerase II. Lineage: Eukaryota; Metazoa; Chordata; Mammalia; Lagomorpha; Ochotonidae. The transcript is spliced from 9 exons. The coding region runs from base 220 to 1494 and encodes 424 amino acids. The record is from RefSeq and is a predicted model, not a curated record.
GGUUUGCGCGCCUCUCUGCACCGCGCCGGAGCCCGAGCCCGAGCCGGCGCCGGAGCCCCUAGCCGGGCCCUGCUCGGGCCGCCGGGCGCGGGGCUGCGGCCGCCUCCCGGAGACGCCGCCAGCACAGCCAGGUGCUGUUGGGAACACAGAGGAAGUGACUGGCUGGGGGUCAGGGAAGGCUCCCGUAGAAGAGGGAACCCUUGAGCUGGGUCUUGAAGGAUGAGUAGAAGUUCGCCAAGUGGGAAAGGACACUCUAGGAUGGCCGAGCCGCGAUUUAACAACCCCUACUUCUGGCCCCCUCCUCCCACCAUGCCCAGCCAGCUGGACAACCUGGUCCUGAUUAACAAGAUCAAGGAGCAGCUGAUGGCGGAGAAGAUCCGGCCGCCUCACCUGCCGCCCACGUCGGCGUCGUCACAGCAGCCGCUGCUGGUCCCGCCCGCGCCCGCCGAGAGCAGCCAGGCCGUCAUGUCGCUGCCCAAGCUGCAGCAGGUGCCAGGGCUGCACCCGCAGGCCGUGCCGCAGCCCGACGUGGCAUUGCACGCACGGCCGGCCACCAGCACGGUCACAGGUCUGGGGCUGUCCUCCCGAACCCCAGCCGUGAGCACCUCCGAGUCAAGUACAGGCACCGCCACCGCCACGGGCACGGGCACGGGCACCAGCGCCCCUUCCACACCCACCACCACCAGCCAGAGCCGCCUCAUCGCCUCGUCCCCCACCCUCAUCUCAGGGAUCACCAGCCCCCCCCUCCUGGACUCCAUCAAGACAAUCCAGGGCCAUGGCCUGCUUGGCCCCCCCAAGUCGGAACGGGGCCGCAAAAAGAUCAAGGCGGAGAACCCAGGCGGUCCACCGGUCCUCGUUGUCCCCUAUCCCAUCCUGGCCUCGGGCGAGACUGCCAAGGAGGGCAAGACGUAUAGGUGUAAGGUCUGCCCGCUGACCUUCUUCACCAAGUCUGAGAUGCAGAUCCACUCCAAGUCGCACACAGAGGCCAAGCCCCACAAGUGCCCGCACUGCUCCAAGUCCUUUGCCAACGCCUCCUACCUGGCCCAGCACCUACGCAUCCACCUGGGCGUCAAGCCCUACCACUGCUCCUACUGUGACAAGUCCUUCCGCCAACUCUCCCACCUCCAGCAACACACCAGAAUCCACACAGGCGACAGACCCUACAAGUGCCCACAUCCUGGCUGUGAGAAGGCAUUCACUCAACUCUCCAACCUCCAGUCCCACCAGCGCCAGCACAACAAGGACAAGCCCUACAAGUGUCCCAACUGCUACCGGGCCUACUCAGACUCGGCCUCCCUGCAGAUCCACCUCUCAGCCCACGCCAUCAAACACGCCAAGGCCUACUGCUGCAGCAUGUGCGGGCGGGCCUACACCUCGGAGACCUACCUAAUGAAGCACAUGUCCAAACACACAGUGGUGGAGCACCUGGUGAGCCAUCACUCGCCUCAGAGGACGGAGUCCCCAGGCAUCCCCGUGCGAAUCUCCCUCAUCUGAGCCCAUCCGAGGCCGCCACCCCGCCUGGCCCGUUGGCAGACUUCAGGCUCUCUGAAGGAGAGGGGGGCCUCUGGGGACCACCAGGCUCUCUCACGACCUUCCUGACCUUCCAGAAAGUGCAGCCUGCAGAAGCCCCCGCCUGGUCCAGCUCCCAGGGAGGCCAGACCUACUGCAAGCUCUGGACUGUCCCGGUGGCAUCCAAAGACGAUCUCCGAGCACUUUGAACCUGUCGGGUUUUCUUUCUCUCCAUGCCCUUCACUUGCUUCACUGUUUUUUUUUUUUUAAUUUGUUUUGGAAAUAACAAAACAAAAAAAAAAGGAAAUAUUUAUUGGCCAGGAAGUUGGUGCUGCUAAAAGCGAGAAAUGUAAAACAUCGGACAGCCGGAUGCGGAAAACCAGAGGGCCACGUGGGACAUUCAGUUUCUGGAGCCCCGGGUCUGUGAACAGGACCGCCGGGUGGGAGGGGCAGGAGGCGGCUGGAGUGAGCCCCUUAGGCCCCGGGUGCCUGGCCAGCCCUCUCCAGCCUGGCCCUGGGCAUCAGAGAAUAGAGGGAUGCAACAGUGGCCAGCCGGGGCAUCCAGGAUUCAGGAGACAGAGACAAGAGAGGAGUGAGUGGGAGACCCGCAGGACCCACGGGUGCAGUGACGGGCUGGGUGGCAGGCCCAGGGGAGUGGGGCGGGGUGGUGAGCCCCACCGCCCUGAAGACCACCCCAGUCUACCUCGGUGCUGGCCAGGAAACCUAUCGGCUACCUCUCCCACCAUCCCAGACCGUGGGGAGGGGUCUGGGGAGGGGAUGCGCCUACGCCCAGGACCUCUCUCGAACUUUCUCCAGAUGGGGACAGAGCCCAGGGAGGGGUUGUUUGUCUUCCCUGCCGUUGGGGAGUGGGGUGAAGGAGGGACUCCCCAGCCCAGGCCUGCGGGGAGGAGGGAACGGGAGCAGACCCGCUCCCCGCCACCCCACAGACACACCCCAAUCUGAAAGCCAUGCGUGUCCGUGUAUAUAGGAACAUGUACAGAGCGAGGGAAACUCCCCACGUCCCCUCCGGGGGGGGGGAGAAAACUAGACAGAAACUCAUCUAUAUAUUCUGUAUCUGGAGUUGCGUUUGGAAUAUUAACUGUGUUAUUUUUAUACACUUUUUAAGCCUUAACUCGCCAUUGAUUUACCAGUUUAACGUUUCCUGGGGUUUCUUUUCCCGUGGGGUUCUCUGCCUCCGCCCCACCUCCUUUGUUUGACUUGCGUUGUCUGAUAUUCAGUAUCGUAGCUUUUCGUCCGCAUGUUACUACCCUGUAAAUACGCUGUUCUCCAUGCUGUUGACACCCCCUCUGCUUUUUUUUUUUCUAUUGGGACCUCCAGGCCACCGUACUUAGAACUAGUUACCUUAUUAAAAAAGAGAAAACU